UGAUAUGUAUCCUGUAGUCUCCAAAGAGAAUCAGUAUUUCUUUGUAGUCAAUAGAAACACUACUGUUAUAGGAGUCGCACUCCGUUUGCGGAAUGACAGAUAUAAACAGAUUUUGCGAGUCUUCAAGAAACUUCAUAGAACAAGAUUAAAGACAUUUAAAGACGAUGAAUAUGCAUUACAAGUUGUGAGAGAUCAGAUAAACAAAGAAUACAAAAAACAUAAAAAUGUCACAAACCAGGCAGUGAUUAAGGAGUUAAAUAAAUUUGCUCAGGAAGUCGAAUGUGAAAUACGAACGACUGUCAUACAAGCGGUCGAAACGGCACCUGGAAGAGUGGCGCUGCGACUUACUCCAGAUGUCUUGGUAGAUAACGUGCCAUAUAAGGAUCAAAAAGAUGAUAAAUUAAGCAAAGAAAGCAAAGACUAAAAUUGAACUGCUCACAAUCUAUGGUAUUGAAGGACAUCGAACAGGAAUAAGAAUCAACUAAAGUUAGUUAUGAAUAGUUAUUACAGUGAAAUCACUUAGACAUCUGAUUAUUUAAAAUUAAAAUUUGUAAAUAAUGUAUUAUAUAACAUGAAAAACACAUGUUUAGUGACUUA
Messenger RNA from Acromyrmex echinatior (Panamanian leafcutter ant), 597 nucleotides. RefSeq names its product complex III assembly factor LYRM7. The record is from RefSeq and is a predicted model, not a curated record. NCBI's taxonomy places the organism in Eukaryota, Metazoa, Arthropoda, Insecta, Hymenoptera, Formicidae. Gene Ontology annotation, molecular function: protein folding chaperone. Gene Ontology annotation, biological process: mitochondrial respiratory chain complex III assembly. Gene Ontology annotation, cellular component: mitochondrial matrix.